This is a messenger RNA of Hydra vulgaris (swiftwater hydra), 2200 nucleotides long. NCBI's taxonomy places the organism in Eukaryota, Metazoa, Cnidaria, Hydrozoa, Anthoathecata, Hydridae. The record is from RefSeq and is a predicted model, not a curated record.
AUGCCACCAAAAAAGAAGUUGAAGCUUACUCGAAAUAAGGCUGAAGUAUUUCUAGUAAAGAAAGUUAGAGAAAAUCUUUCAUGUUAUAAACUUCCUACUGGCAUAGAGGUUUUGCAAUACUACCUAUAUCUAAGAAACUUGAAUCCCAAAGUAAAGAAAAUGGUUUUAAUUAGGUGUCAUUUCGAAAUUAAUUCAUUUGAGCUUAGAUGCCCUCCACAAGCUGACUGUUGUGUAAUAUCUAAAUUGGUAAGGCCAUGGAAUCUUGCAGGGUUCCCUAUCAUAACUUUGGAAAAUAUCAGUAAAAAAAAAGAAGAACUAAUUGAAGAUAUUAUAAAAGACAGGAGAAGGACAUCCGAAGCCAAAAAUGAAGAUAUUGUGUUUAUCUUAGACCAAAUUGGAAAUAGGAUAGGAAGAAUAGGAACAGAUGAUAAAAGAUAUAAAAAAAGAACAAUCUACCUCUGUUGUUUUGUUACCAAAAAAUAUUUAAAAAAAACAGCUCUCAAAGCAAUAGGUGAAGGACUUUCAGUUAGACAACACACUGCAAUAGUGGCAAGUGUUAUUGCUAAUUCAGGAGGUGAUGUUACUAAUUUUGCAAUAUCUUCUUCAACCGCGUUUAGAGUUGCAGAAGAAGUUGUAACUAAAGAGGGAGAAAAGAUUAAAAAGCACGUUACUGAUCUUGUUAAAUCUUCAUCAUUACCAAUUAUUCUCCAUUUUGAUGGAAAAAUAGUUAAGGAGUUCACAAGCGGAAUAGAACAUCAACUUGACAGACUUGCUGUUUCCAUCAGGAUAGAUGGACAGAGUGAGCUUCUUGGGGUUCCUCAUUUGAGCUCUAGUACUGGAGAAACACAGAAGAAUACAAUCAUAAAACUUCUUCAUCAAUUUGAUAUUUUUGAUAAAUUACAAGAAUGCGUUUUUGAUACAACUUCUGUAAAUACUGGUAUUAAAAAGGGUGUGUGCAUUAGAUUAGCUGCAGAGCUUGAUAGACCACUACUUCUCCUAGCAUGUAGGCAUCACAUCUAUGAAAGGCAUAUUAUUCACUGCUGGAACAUUUAUCCAAGCAGUAAAAUAAAUGGUCCAGAUAAUCCAUUGUUUAAGAAGCUUAAAGAUGUAUGGAACUCAAUUGAUCAAAAUUCCAUUGUGUUAAACAAAGUAAAAAUUGAAGAUAUUUCUGAUAGCUGGCUGCAGGUACAGUUCAAAGAAGCCUUAUCUUUUUCUCAAAAUAUUAUCAGAAUGAAAACAAUGAAAAAGGAUGGAUGUAGGUCUGAUUAUCUAGAGUUGGUGGAAUUGACAACAAUGGUUUUAUCUGGUGAUGAACAGUACAGGCUAAGAAAACCUGGGCCUGUACACCAUGCCAGAUUUAUGGCAAAGGGAAUAUACUUUCUGAAAAUGUAUCUCCUUCUAAACAACAUUUCUAGCUUGACAGAUUUUGAGAAGAAAGAAAUAAAUGAUAUGGCAUUCUUCACAGCUGUAUUUUACACUGAGUGGUUUAUAUAGGCUGAAAUUCCGGCUGUCGCUCCAUAUCAGGAUAUGAAAGCUCUUUGGCAGAUGAUGAGAUACUCAAAAAUCAAUCCUGUCCAGGCAAAACCUGUUAUAGAGUCUCUAAAGAGACACACCUGGUACAUAGACCCAAAUAUUUUAGUUAUGUCUCUUGUUGACAAAAAUGUACAAGACAUUGCCAAGAAGUUGUACUCAACCCCAAGACCUACAACUUAUGCCAUAGAAAGACAUCAAGUUAAUUUAAAUAUACUGAACUCCCUUAUGUUUAAUGAUGAUACUCCCCCAAGUUUGACCCCGCUUAUAACUGAUCAGAGUUGGUUAAUUUUUCAUAUCUUAAACCAUGCAAAUGCUGAAGUACAGUGGCUUAAGACUCCAUCUGAGACAUGGGAUCUAAGUAAUAGUCAUUACUUAGAAUUCAAACAAUUUGUGAAUAAUCUUGAAGUAGUAAAUGACUGUAGUGAGAGGGCUAUAAAACUAGUUCAGGAGUUGAUCAAUAAAUCGCAUAAUGAGGAUAAAAGACAAAGUACCUUCCUCGUAUCAAACAAAUAUAAGAGUAAAAGAACAAUUAAAAAAAAAUGUGAUUAUGUAAAGAAUUCUUUGUUUACAAAAUAAAUUUAUAAACAUGAACUAUGUUUGACAACUAAUUUCUUCAGAAACUAAUCAUAAAUAUGAUUUUAUUAUGUAAAUAUAAAUAUUUUAAUAC